CCCACACUGACUGACACAGUAACCUGUGAGCUACUGUGCUCCUGCAGCUCACCUUCCAGAAACAUUGUGAGGAAAGAAAACAAACCUGGAUGGAUGGAUCCUUUACUAUUAAACAUAUUUUAGAAUCCAUAGUGAACUGAAACGUUUCGGAUUUCGUGACUGAUCUGAAUGUUUCAGUCGCUCGCGCUGAAGCGAACGCGGAUUCCUCGCGCAGAGAAUCAAAGUCUCUCAAACGCACCGUUUAGCUGCACAAACAUGGAUGUUCUGGCCAAUUACAGUAUUUUCCAAGAACUUCAACUUGUGCAUGACACUGGCUACUUCUCCGCGAUGCCGUCGCUGGAGGAAAACUGGCAGCAGACAUGCUUGGAGUUGGAACGCUAUCUGCAGACAGAACCCAAACGGCUGUCUGACCUUUUCGACGAGGAACUGGACGGCCUCCUUACCCCCUCCUUCAUGAAGGAAGACGGCGAUGAAGACCUGUUAGACCCCCUCCUUCCCAGCCUCAACAACCCGCCUAGUCCUCCUCCUCCUCACCUCACCCCACGCAAAGAAACCGUCUCCUCCACUUCCUCUACUGUGACCUCUCCAGACAUCACCUUAGGGGUCAACGCAGCCCAGCUGAACGCCGUCACCUCCCUAACGCCUCCCUCAUCCCCAGAACUGGGCCGUCACUUAGUCAAACCCACCCACACACUUAGUGCCUCGCCCGACGGGACUCUCACGCUCAAGCUAGUGGCCCGAAAGGUGGGCUUGAGUUCUGCCAAGCUCGUGGCUGCUCACCCGGUGCCGCUCUCUCCCCAGCAUGGCAGCAGCGGCGCACAGAGCGACGGGGAACAGGGUGGCACCUUCACCAUGGGGGCUGGCGAGAUGGCAGAGAACAAGAAGAGGGUCCAUCGCUGCCAGUUCAACGGCUGUCGGAAAGUCUACACCAAGAGUUCACAUCUGAAGGCACAUCAGAGGACACAUACAGGGGAGAAGCCUUACAAGUGCUCAUGGGAAGGCUGUGAAUGGCGGUUCGCGAGAAGCGACGAGUUGACGAGGCACUACCGCAAACACACCGGCGCCAAGCCUUUCAAGUGCAAUCACUGCGACAGGUGUUUUUCUCGAUCCGAUCACUUGGCACUGCACAUGAAGAGGCACAUCUGAGGAGGACGAAGAGGAGGAGGUGGCAAAAUGGCGAGGUGGAGGAAGAGACAGAGAAGAAGGUAGAGGAAGAGAAAGCGAGGGAUUAUGGGAAGGAGCCGAAUACCACUCAAGCUGUUCGCUCAUCCCACUAGAGAGAGGCCCCCGUGAGGGACCGAUAGAAGGCCACAAUCGAUCGAUUAGUUUUGGUCGGGCGAGAAGCGAUUCACUUCUGACCAUAAGGACAGAGUCAGAGGUCUACAGAUCUGAGAAGGUGGUACGACAGCUUAUGUCACUCUAAGACAAUGUGCUUCAGUAGGUAUUUGCGUAAUACUCAAAACAUCAAUGACUCGAUUUAGUUACUAUUAUUGCGUUCCUUCGUCUCCGAGAUCCAUUUAAUGUUUUAGUCGAUGUUACUUAAAGUAUGUCUUACGCAUAUUGGCACAAACUGACAAAAGCUACCAUUGCACCUGAUUUGAUUUACUGCACCGUGCGGGACGUGUCCUGAAUGCAUCUCCUCCUUUGGAGAAUAUCGUAGCGAUAGGACGUCAAUCCAAAGAGAUGGAUUUUUUUUUUCUCCCCCAUUUUGAGCAAGGAUUAUCUUUCUGCUUUGAUCCCGCCAAGCCACAGCCGAGAUCUAAAGUGGAACGUCCAUCCGGAGAAAUCUGGAUUUCAAAGGUGAGAGGCGACCAAGUGGAAUCGGCCAUCGCUCAAAUGUGAAUCUGACUGGGGGCAGUGGAGGAAAAACUCUCUCACCUUCUUUGUAGACGGACAAAUCUCUCUUUCACGUCACUCCCUGCCAACCAACAGCUGCGCAGCGACACUUUGAGACUUUUUAUAAAGGAAAAAAAAAAUAAGGAAGAGAUCUUUUUGAAUGAUGACUAUGUUAUAUAAAUUCAGAAGACUUCUUUUUUGCUUUUCUCCUGUGGAUGUGUACAAAAUAGAAAAAGAAAAAUAAAUAAAAAUGGACCAAAAAAAACUGCCAUAUGCACAAGUGAAGAGUAGUGGAUUCUGCACUGGCACAGACCGCAUCUGAGGUGGACUUCAUUUCUAUAGAAAAGCAAAAGACUUUUUAGUGGCUAAAAAAAAAACAAAAGAAGAGCAAUGUUGUUGUUGCACACGUUUUGAGCAUUCCUCAACAUUAUUUAUGACCCAUGAAACGUUAUCCCAUAAACUUGGGUUCCUUUGGGAUUUCUAGGACUAGCAUGAAAUGAGAAAAGCACCAUGGUUUAUCUGCGGACUUCACAACAGAAUAAUGACUUCCACCAUUCAAGGCAGAGAUUUGCAAUCACAAAGUUUAGAUUUUGUAAAUCCAUUACAGUAUGUCCGGAAAAAAACGGUCUGGACACACAGUUAUUUUAGUUUGGACAGAUGAAAGCAUCAUAAGAAAGAUGCAUGUGGUGUGUUUCGCUGGUCCUACAGGUGACAUCUACAUGUUUAAACUUUGUGAUGUUUUUUUUUUUUUUUUUUUUUUUUUUUAGCAUUACAUAUCUGUCGGCCUUGCGUUCCUGGUAAAAAUGGCUGUACAGUAUGAAAAACGUAUAGUUAAAGUGAGGUUUAAAUUACAACGUACAAUCAAGUGUGGGAUGGAAAGUGUUCCUGAAUGUAAGGUUGUUUGAUUGUGGACGGCCCUGCACUUAUGCAAUCAUUCAGACCACUGAAAGGCCUGAUCUGCUGAAGAUAGAUCCCACUCCGGCUCAUGCAUAAAGAUCUACACAAAGGCUUGUUGAUGAAGGAAUAGCUCGCAUAAAAUGAAAAAUCUGUCAUUGUUUGCUCACCCUUGAGUCUUUCCAAAACUUGUAUGACUCUCUUUCUUCAAUGGAAGGCAAAAGAUGUUUUGAAGAAUGUCCAUAGCGGUCUUUUUACCUACAAUACAAAACAGGAAUGGGAAGCUGUUAAACUCCAGAAGUCAAUGUGACUAAAUUUCAAGACUUCAAUGUCUAAAACAGACCUAAAUUUAACCUGUUAUUCACAACAAUCUUACUUUCUGCAGUAGCUCUUGAAUCUCAUUCUCACUUCCACAUAUUCAAACUUGCAACAUAGACAAAAAGUUACAAGACAUGCAAAAACCACAGGCUUUGAGGAAUCAUUGGCAUCAAAACUGUUGCAAUGUAUCUUCAGUUCGCAUAAAAAUCUAUCAAAGCUAUAAUAUGUAAUAUUUCAAAUUUUACUUGGAAUAUAAGUUGUAUGGUACAGAGCACCGCACAUGACAUGGAGACAAAAAAGAAAUAUGUGGCCACGAAUUAAGAAUUCUUUUUUCCCAUUUUAUUAAAUCAUGGCCACGAUUUACUGAUUACGAAGCCCCUAAAUGGACUUGAAGGAAAAAAAAAAAAUGAGAUGGAGGAAAAAUUAUUUGUCAAUGCUUUUGCGUUCUCUCGCAAAUGUUUUCCGUUCCGCCGAGAAAAUAUGCAUUCGCUUGCAAAAACUUUUGCGUUCAGCUGAGAAACUUUGCGUUCGCUUACAAAGAGCUCAAAACUUUUCGCUAGUGAACGCAAAGUUUCUCAUGGAAACGCAAAACAUUUUGCGAGUGAAGACAAAGUUUCUUGUGGGAACACAAUGUUUCUCGUGGGAAUGCAAAACAUUUUGUUAGCGAAAGCAAAGUUUCUCGUGGGAACUAAUCAGUAACUAAUUUGUUCAUUCUUUUUAGUUAAAUCAUGGCCACAAAUUAAGAAUUCGUUCCCACGGCUUAUUAAUUUGUUCCCUCAUUUUAGUAAAUUGUGGCCACGUUGAACUAAUUUGUUCCCUCAUUUUGAUGUAUCUAAAACAAGGGAAAUAAUUAUUAUAUAGUAAAAUAUAUAUAUAUAUAUAUAUAUAUAUAUAUAUAUAUAUAUAUAUAUAUAUAUUUUUUUUUUUUUUUUUUUUUUUUUUUUUUUUUUUUGGAGCAGCAUAAUUGACAUAAUAAUGAAUAUAUAACAUUCUGCUAAAAGAAAGUCAUACAGGUUUGGACCUGACAUGAGGGCAAGUGAAUGAUGACCAUUUUAAUUUUUGUGUGAACUAUCCCUUUUUUCCAGAUCCUGUUAUAGCGGUUUUGUGUGUUGUGGUGUAAACCACAUUUGUAUGAUCGAACUCAGAGGCCCAGAUGUAUAAAAUGAGCGCAACAAACCUAGAUUUUAUUUAUUUUUAACUAUUGCAUACUACCCAUACUGUAUAUAAACAUCAAGAUGCUCAAAUUGAUGCUUUGGCUUGUUCAAAGAUUUCUAAACCCUAAACAGAAUCGAUUUCAUUUUAGACAUAAACAUCUGCAUAGUCAUUUUUUUAUUAGGUAAAACAAUUUUAACCAUAUCUUUAUAGAUUAAAAAAAAAAAAAAAAAAAAAAAAAAAACACACCAUCUGGUUCAUUUCACCCAAAAAACAGGUGAUGGACAAGGAUAUUCAUGUCUUGUUCAAGCCGUCUUGUCACCUGUCAGUUCCUUCUUCUCACUCACUUGUCUAACACAGACCAACAGGGAGGCAUGUGUGACAGAACGGCAGUAUGGGUAAUGAGAAAGAAAUUGGGCUCUCCCGGCAGCGGCCAGCGCUGGCCGCCCCCUCAAUGGGGCGGAACGGAAUAGGACCGCACUGGGGGUCACACGCCACACUUGUGCUGACCGGGAGAUCUUAUCGCUACCGCCCGACACAGUCGAUUUCACCAUGUAGUUGGUUGUCAGCUUACCUCCCUCCCUGGCCACAUUAGCUCCAUGAAAAAUAACAAAGACACAAGGUCGCUGGAAUCCAGAGCAGAACUGCUCGCAUCCAAUGUCCUCAAGAGACGGUUUCUGGCUAAAAUCUAGUGCAAGAAACUUGCUUUUCAUAGAGGGUUUAAAGCUGCAAUCUGAAAUGUUACCAUUUAUCUUCUAAGCAGUUGAGAAAAUUCAUGAUCAUGGGCUGUACAAACUAGGAAGUAAAGCAUUGUUUUGUCACAUUUUUCAAAGGGAUUCUGUCGCGAGAAGGAUAAACGCAUAUGAGAAAUAAAAUGUAAGAGUGAAUCUCACAAAACCUUUUAAGAACAUGUUGGAUCAUAUUUCACCUCAAAAACCAAAAGAAAUAAGAAAUUAUAUUUGCGAUACAGAUCACUCCAUUGUAUGGAAGCUUGUUUCCGCCACGGAAUAAAAAAAAUUAAAAGAUAAUCGCUUUUUUUCUCGCAAUUUUGACUUCUUUUCUUAGAAUUGCGAGAUAUAAAUGCACAAUUGUGAGUUAUAAAGUCAGAAUUGCGUGAUAUAAAAGUUGUGGGAUGUAUAAAGUUGCGAGACUUUAUAUCAUCUUUAUAACUCGCCACUGCGUGUUUAUAUCUCACAAUUGUGAGAAAAAAAAUUUAGAAUUGUGAGAUAAAAUGUUAUAAUUACCUUUUAUUUUCUAUUCAGUGGCAGAAACAAGCUUCCAUACCAUUGUGAUACACUACCGGUAAAAAGUUCUGAUUUUUUAAAUUAUCAAAAAAGUUUUUUAUUAUUUAAUUAUUUAAAAUAAUAAUAAUAAAAAAAUAUAUAUAUAUUAUUUGAAUAUAUUUUUAAAAUAUAAUUUAUUCCUGUGAUCAAAGCUGAAUUUUCAGCAUCAUUACUCCAGUCUUCAGUGUCACAUGAUCAUUCAGAAAUCAUUUUAAUAUGAAAAACUGUAGUAAUUUGACAAUUUCUUACUUUAAAUUUCACAAUAUUACAGUAUUUUUGUUCAAAUAAAUGCAGCCACUAACUUUUCACCACUAUAUUUCCCCAAAAUGUGUCCAUCAUGUUACUGUACAGUAUGUUGUACAGCCAUCAUGCUGGUUUUAUUUAUUUAUUUUUUUUAAAUCAUUUUGUUCAUGAGAAGUGUUUAUUUAACAUUGUGACAUUUUCAUGAUAAUUAAUCUUAAUUUUGGGGUGUAAUAUGACCUGGGCAUUUUUUGUCAGGUUUUGUGAAGAUUCACAGUGUACCUUAAUUCCUGCUAAUGGAUAGAAACAGUGUUUCAUCACAAGUCUUGUGCUAAACUUCUCAUUGAGCUUGUCAAGUUAUUGCAUUCUGUGAAUCAUGACAUAUGAUGUUUACUAGUAGUUUUCCUUGUGGACUUCUGACCGUUUGUUCACUUUAAGUGCACCUUUCCCUUAAAAUCCUUUUUAACACCCUCCAGCAGGACCAAUUAGGGAUGUUACCUUGGCAAAAAAAAAACUAGCUAAUGAGUUUGUCUUAAUGGUCCUGUGAAGCCCCACAGAGAAGCUUGUUGUCUGCUUUUUUGGGGCUUGUUUUAUGUGCACUGUCUUUCGUUUUUCUCGAGUGUGUAUAAACCUUGUAUGUUACCCACUUAAACAGCUUUUAAAUCACACAGACAACUUACUGACCUUUUUGCUGUGGGAUAAUGCAAUUAUUUGUAAUUACCGAUGCACACUUGCAGGUACACUUUUACAUUCUACAAUGUAAAAUUUACAUCCUAAAGUUCUGGCACGAGCUGAGACACUACUACACAUGCAGGGAACACUAAAUUAGGAGUUUGAAUGCAUUUCAUAUCUCGUAAUAUUACUAUUAGUCUGUUUUAGAGGUCUGUACAUUGUUUUUGGAUUGUCUGUACAUUCAUGUUAGCAGCUGGACUCCAUUCGCUCACUAGCCAUCUAACACAUUGGGUUUUUUUUUUCCCUUCUAUUGCUCAAAACGCUGUGCUAAAAGCUUCCAAAUGGAUGGUAUGAAGCUAAUAGAGUGAUUUCCGAUGUUUGUUGCACUCGUAGCGUAGUUUUCCGGUUAAAGGCUUUUUUCCACACUUCCUGCUGUAAAUUAAAUCCGUUUCCGAGCCCUCUGCUUUUUGCAGGCAUUUCAUGCUUUCCACUUUGCUCCUAUAUUUAUGCCGUUUUUUAUUUUUAUUUUUUGUUUUAUUUGCUGUAAAAAGUGUUUGCAUAUAUUAUUUGUAUUAUAUGAUGUUAGUAUGACAAUGUUCUUUAUUAAGGAAAAGGAAAAGAGUUUAUUUUUGUUACUGGUUUGUUUCAUAAUUCUUUUUUAAAUUGGUAUUGUAAUAUAUCUAUGCAAGAACUGUUAAGUGAAGCAUUUUUAUUUAAGAAUGUCAUUAUGUGUAAUAAAUGGUAGAAUCUUA
Molecule: messenger RNA, 7147 nt
Organism: Ctenopharyngodon idella (grass carp)
Lineage: Eukaryota; Metazoa; Chordata; Actinopteri; Cypriniformes; Xenocyprididae
Gene: klf7a
Product: Kruppel-like factor 7a
Exons: 4
Coding region: 169-1146 (325 amino acids)
Biological process (GO): regulation of transcription by RNA polymerase II
Molecular function (GO): RNA polymerase II cis-regulatory region sequence-specific DNA binding; DNA-binding transcription factor activity, RNA polymerase II-specific
Source: RefSeq, a predicted model, not a curated record